GAGUGAGAGUGAAUGUGUGAAUGAGACGAUGCCAACACAUGCAAGUGAGUGUGACAUAGUAGCCUGCGCGGACGGACGUGAAAAUACAACAAGUAGUUUGAAUGUUGCCUACACAUUAUGUGUGUUGUUGCUGUGUUUGCAUGUGUGUUUGUGUGAGUGGUGUGUGUGUAGUGAGUGUGUGUGUGUGAGUGUGUGUGUGUGUGUGUGUGUUGGCCAUGACUGGAAAGUGUGAACAAGCUGUCUUCUACAGUGCUAUAGCUGUUACUGUGGUGAGUAUUCAACAUGGUAUGACAUCAUAACAUUGAUAACACCAAUCAGUAUGACAUCAUCACAUUGAUAACACCAAUCAGUGAUUCUCAACAAGUUACAGAUCAUCACACUGCCUGAUACAGUUAGCAACGAUUUGUCACAACUCUACAAGCACCAAGCUGCAAUAGCUAUAUCAGUGGAACGCAUGCUAGCCAGUAAAAACUAUUUGUUAGUAAGAUGAGAGACAGUACGUGAGUGCUGGUUGGUUUUUAACUUCUUACCAUGCUUCCGUGUACGGAUUGUCCCGAUUGAGUUGUGUGGCCCCCAUGUGCCUCAAUUCUUACCUGUUAACUGUAUAGCAGUCCAGUAAACAGAGACACUUGGACAGGGAUAGAGAACGUGAUGGUGGGAACGGGCACGAUGGACAUGGACACGGACCGAGAAGAGCUCCUGCUACGCAUCGCAGCCAGAGAGAGUCGAAACGAAGCGGCCAAGAGUGCCCAGACGGAGACGCCAGCGCUCGGCACAUGUCUUGGCCGUGCACUGUUGGUUGCGGCACCAGUUUGUCCGUUGCCACGGCCAGGACUUAUGCAGAGGGCAAGAGCGCGGUUAAGACCGGCAAUGUGGACAUACGACAAGCCAUCAGACAAGAUGCUGUUUCCAAGACUCGAGAUCAUCCUCAAAGUCAUUUCUCAAAUUUUUCCAAAUGAUCUAACCCUGGCCAUGGAUGAGCCGUGCAGAGGUGCUCUGGAGUCGCAGAGCGGCUUGCAAUCAUUCCUUAACGAUGAGUUCUACCCGGCGUGCGUCUAUUUGAGUGCAAUACGCCAGAGACUGGCCCAGCACACGCCGGAGAUGAUGCUGCGACUGCUGAAGGAGGACGAGUACUUACGGCUAUCACUGCGGCGCAUUCUGCAAGACCACAACCGCUUGUGCGUGUUGGCCAUGGCCCAUGCCAAGGGAGAGUGCCAGGGAGACAAGUUCACGCAAGAAGUACUAGCUAUAUUCUACACACUAGAGUACACUGCUUGCGAACUGUCGCUCAUGUACGGCCAAGAGCUAGGCAUACCCACGCAAAGAGACAGAGACAAGCUAAUGUCCGCCGACGAUGUCAGAAUUGUACAGGCGCGCGAGUUCUGGAAGCAGCACUUUGCGAACAACAUACUUGUCAGCUGGAAAACGUUCUAUGCCGAGUUUGAGGAGAAAGGCAAAGCAGAUAUCCAAAAAGCCAUUGAUCAGGAGCAAGUGGACAGUGAAGAAGACGCACAGGAGCCAGGCCCCGUUGACUUACCUGGUCCAUGCUCUGUGAGGUUUCAGUGCAUUGACAAGGAGAAAGGAUUAGAGGUACACAUUCGCAGACUGCUGGAUUUGACCAGGGAUGGCUGUGUAUCGCUGUACGAAUACGACAUCUUCACACAGCUCAUGCAACCGUUCAGCAAAAUCUUCCAAGCCGUCAUUCUGCUGACCCUGGAUUCGCCAGCAUUCUGCUUUCCCGAUCGCUACCAUCGUGUUCGCCAGGCACUGAAAGAUACAGGCCCCGGCAGCUACAUCUACACGCCCAGUCGGUCACGCCGUGGAAAGUGGGACGUCACUUACAUCACACACAAUAACACAGUUCGCAACAUCCAACUGAACGGCUCGCUAUCAAGAUACCUGACUCGCAUGCAAGAGGUCGACGGGGAGAAGCGCGUGUGCCGCUACCCAGGCGGGAAGAGCCAGGACCCGUGGAACGGCAACCUUGCGCGCUUCUUCCGCGACAAGCGCACCAUCGAGGUGACGGCAGAGAUGGACGCGCAGUACAAGGAGGCCGGCCUGAACUUUGGCGUGUGCAAGAUCUGCACGGAGAGGAGCAAGGAUAGAAUACUGUACCCUUGCACUCACCUCAUCUGUCACGUGUGUCUGGCGAAGCCUGAUCGCCGCGGACGCAUACGCUGCCCAUUCUGCAAGUCCACCAUCAUGUCCUGUGAACAGAUCAUCCUGGAACAGCGGAAGGACGAAGAGGCAGACUGGAACCUGGGCUCUUCGAUUGACGAUGACUCGGAGGACCAGGAGGUUGACACUGAGAAGGUACAACGUUCAACGGAUGGUGGUGACGACGGUGGUGGGCCAGGACAAGAUGAUGACAAGCGUGAUGCUGCGUGAUCGCGUCACAGCUGACCCAAAGCAGAGAGCGAACCCUCAGAGCCUGAUGCAGGCUUUCCGUAACCUGCUCACCUGCUCAGCAAGGGCAAUUGUGAGGGUUAGAGAUGGAGGCAGGCUUUCCAUACAACUAACCCGCUGAGCAAAGACAAUUGCCGGGGUCAGAGAUGGAGGCCAGCUGUGUGUACAACUAACUAACCGGCUGAGCAAGGGCAUGGUCAGGUACUGGACUAUGCCACUGUGGUGCUGUAUACAUAGACUUGAUACACUGUAGUGCUGCACACAUAGACAGGUAACAUAGACUGGUAACAUAGAGUGGGUACAUAGACAGGUACCUUACAGCGGUAAGCACACGGGAUACAACAGAUCUGUUGGUGGUAUCAAGCACACAGUAUAUGUCAUUAUGUCUGUGUGCCACACCGUGCAGAGUAAAGAAACCCAAGCUGUACAGACUGCUGAAACACGGCGCUGCAGCACUGUUGGUUGUAUUUUCUGUUUCUUUAGUCCAUUUCCCACACACAAAGAGGACUACUGACCGGAUACGACCAAUGAUUGUACAUUUCUUACGACUAUAAACCAUAUGAUGACAGAAUGACAGUUACAUUCAGCUUGUAGGGAACGUGUAUACUACUGUAUAGGCAUGUAAAAUAAUCCAUGUGUUGUGUUACUAACUUAGUAUGACAA
Sycon ciliatum is the source of this 3069-nucleotide messenger RNA. Its product is annotated as E3 ubiquitin-protein ligase CBL-B-like. The transcript has a single exon. Gene Ontology annotation, molecular function: phosphotyrosine residue binding; ubiquitin protein ligase activity; SH3 domain binding. Gene Ontology annotation, biological process: regulation of signaling; signal transduction. The record is from RefSeq and is a predicted model, not a curated record. Lineage: Eukaryota; Metazoa; Porifera; Calcarea; Leucosolenida; Sycettidae. Gene Ontology annotation, cellular component: membrane raft; plasma membrane. The coding region runs from base 652 to 2388 and encodes 578 amino acids.